Messenger RNA from Odocoileus virginianus texanus, 2183 nucleotides. It is a transcript of the gene EIF3F, whose product is annotated as eukaryotic translation initiation factor 3 subunit F. Gene Ontology annotation, molecular function: translation initiation factor activity; translation initiation factor binding; metallopeptidase activity. The record is from RefSeq and is a predicted model, not a curated record. Lineage: Eukaryota; Metazoa; Chordata; Mammalia; Artiodactyla; Cervidae. Gene Ontology annotation, biological process: translational initiation. Gene Ontology annotation, cellular component: eukaryotic translation initiation factor 3 complex, eIF3m.
UCAUCAGUAGCCAGUAAGCAGAAGCACUUAGUUCACGUGGUGCAGGUUCAGCCUAUGGCGCUCCUAAUGUUCUCUAACUGGCUCUCUUCCGGUUCUGGCUCCUUCUCUCUCGACAAGAUGGCCACACCGGCAGUACCGGCGAGCGCGCCUCCCGCCGCCCCAUCCGAAGCCCCAGCUGCGGCCUCAUCUCCGGCCUCGGCCCCGGCCUCAGCCUCGGCCCCGGCUCCAGUGCCGUCUCCGGCCCCGGCUCCAGCGCCAUCGCCGGCUCCCACGUCAUCCUCAGACCCGGCAGCGGCUGCCACCGCGGCUCCGGGCCAGACCCCAGCCUCAGCGCCAGCCCCAGCGCAGACCCCCGCACAGUCUCUGUCAGGCCCUGCUCUCCCAGGUCCUUUCCCUGGCGGCCGCGUGGUCCGGCUGCACCCGGUCAUUUUGGCCUCCAUCGUGGACAGCUACGAGCGACGCAACGAGGGAGCUGCCAGAGUAAUCGGGACCCUGCUGGGAACCGUCGACAAGCACUCAGUGGAAGUCACCAAUUGCUUCUCAGUGCCACACAACGAGUCAGAAGAUGAGGUGGCUGUUGACAUGGAAUUUGCUAAGAACAUGUAUGAGUUGCACAAGAAAGUCUCUCCAAACGAGCUCAUCCUGGGCUGGUACGCUACAGGCCACGACAUCACGGAGCACUCGGUGCUGAUCCAUGAGUACUACAGCCGAGAAGCCCCCAACCCCAUUCACCUCACAGUGGACACCAGCCUCCAGAACGGCCGCAUGAGCAUCAAGGCCUAUGUCAGCACUUUAAUGGGUGUUCCUGGGAGGACCAUGGGGGUGAUGUUCACCCCUCUGACAGUGAAAUACACAUAUUACGACACUGAACGCAUUGGAGUUGACCUGAUCAUGAAGACCUGUUUUAGCCCCAACCGGGUGAUCGGCCUCUCCAGUGACUUGCAGCAAGUGGGCGGGGCUUCCGCUCGCAUCCAGGACGCCCUCAGCACAGUGUUGCAGUAUGCGGAGGACGUGCUGUCUGGAAAGGUGUCAGCCGACAAUACUGUGGGCCGCUUCUUGAUGAGUCUGGUUAACCAAGUACCCAAAAUAGUUCCCGAGGACUUCGAGACCAUGCUCAACAGCAACAUUAACGACCUGUUGAUGGUGACCUAUCUGGCCAACCUCACACAGUCACAAAUUGCCCUCAAUGAGAAGCUUGUGAACCUGUGAAGGGGCCACGGGCAGCCCUCCUGCCACACUGGGCCCCAGCCAACCCCAGAUGGAGUGAAGGAGAAAUGGUGUCUUUGUGAUCUGAGUCACACUGAGUCAAUCAACUGCUUGUGACUCUAAAUAAACAUAGACUACCUUUUGUAAGUGAAUUCCAUCUAAUGUGAGUUUCCCUCUGGGUGGAAGGGAAAAGGCAGUUCUGGAGCUCACCCAGGAACCAGGAAGUGAGUACUUUGGUGGAAGCUGGGUCGUGUUUGUGUGGCCUGAAUCCAGGUCUGGAUUUUUUUAUGCCACUAUCUUCUUCAUGGUUUAGUGGCCCAGUGAAAUAAUUGCUCUCACAGAGCAAAAAUACGACAUAAUGGGAACAUAAGGGCUGACCAGAGUCUGUCAAAGUCUACGUAAGACAUGAUAUCUGAGCUGAUGUUUUUUUUAAAAAACCAGGAAAUCUGGAAAGUGUGAUUGGGACAAAGGAAGUACAUGGACAAUUGCUUAACCUGUUUAGAAUCUAAGAAGGCAGGAGCCAGACCAUGAGGGCCCACAACCUGUGGAGGUUGGAUUUUUAUCUGGGAAGUUGUGGGAAGGCAUUGGGUAAUUAGAUUUGGAUUUCAGGAAGAUUACCAGAUACUGGUGUAGAGGUAGGAGGGAAAGGGAGAAAAACAGAAGGCAUAGGGUCGCCAUGAUUGUCAAGAGAUGACGCAAGCCCAGGUUCAGGCUGGGCCUUGGGGAUGGUGACAGAGACUUGGGUUCAGGAAGCAGACUCCAAGGAGGACCUGGAGUCUGGUUGACACUUGGAUGGUGAGAUGGGGGCAGUCUGGGAUAUUGCCUGGUUUCUGAUAAAGGUGAUAGAAGGGCUGGUGAUAUAUGAAAGCCCUGGCUACUCAAGAGUGGUGGAAGCUGAGAAUGCAGAGGUAGGGUUACAGGGUAGUUUACCAAAUGGUGAAGUCUUAAGUGCAAAUAAAUAUGACUUAUUUUGUAAA